AUGGACCGCGCAGAACUGAAAGAGGAAGCAGUGUAUCUCCUAGAAGAGUCUAUAGUCAGCCCGGAAAAAGUAAGAAGAAUCGGACGGACACUGAAAGCACGGAUCUGGAGUGCUGGGUGGUACAUUGUGAUGCUUGUGGCAUCCAAUAUCACGAGUCUCUCUGUGGCUGUAGGCUAUGCCCGAACAAUGUACUCUCCAGAUCUCCCAAGUUACGACGCGUACCGUGGGCAGAUCGAUCGCAGGCUCACCGUGAGAAGAUUCGACCGCUUUUGGUUCACACCCAACGAUUUCACUCGUCCACCGAGCAAAGAGGUAGAUCAAGCAUGGAGCGAUCUGGGAAUAUGGAUCCCAUAUUUCAUCCUCCCUGAGAGCCUGGGUCCGGCUCAUGGCUUGAACAAUAGUCAUCUCAAGUAUUCUGGAGAUGACUUUGACACGCCAGGGUAUCCUGUUGUGCCAGAGAUGAUACAUCACCUCCACUGUCUAGACUCGCUUCGUAAGAAUCUCUACUACAACCAUGAAUACUACGCCGAGCAGAGACUUCGUGCUGGAAAGACCAUCGCUGAAGAGUUCAUGAAGGCCCACAUCAACCACUGCAUAAGUGCUCUAAAGGAACGGCUACUCUGCACUGCCGACAUCGGAAUUGUUCCAUUUCUGUGGCGAACUGCUGAAGGCGACGUGAUGCCCGAUUUUGGAAGAGAGCACAAAUGCUAUGAUCACAAGUCGGUGAUUGCAUGGUACGAAAAGCACGGUGUGCCGGAGAAUCAGUCUGAUAUAGUGGUAAUCCCGCCACCAGAAGCAAUCCUACAUCCUGCAGACGAGUUCUUCGAGGUAGACUAG
This is a messenger RNA of Fulvia fulva, 837 nucleotides long. RefSeq lists its product as uncharacterized. NCBI's taxonomy places the organism in Eukaryota, Fungi, Ascomycota, Dothideomycetes, Mycosphaerellales, Mycosphaerellaceae. Bases 1 to 837 code for a protein of 278 amino acids. The record is from RefSeq and is a predicted model, not a curated record. Gene Ontology annotation, biological process: mycotoxin biosynthetic process. The transcript is spliced from 5 exons.